Messenger RNA from Folsomia candida, 2036 nucleotides. RefSeq names its product zinc finger protein 729. The record is from RefSeq and is a predicted model, not a curated record. The transcript is spliced from 8 exons. The coding region runs from base 263 to 1684 and encodes 473 amino acids. Gene Ontology annotation, molecular function: RNA polymerase II transcription regulatory region sequence-specific DNA binding; chromatin insulator sequence binding; DNA-binding transcription factor activity, RNA polymerase II-specific. Gene Ontology annotation, cellular component: nucleus; chromosome. NCBI's taxonomy places the organism in Eukaryota, Metazoa, Arthropoda, Collembola, Entomobryomorpha, Isotomidae. Gene Ontology annotation, biological process: regulation of transcription by RNA polymerase II.
AGUAUUAAUAAUACAUACAUACAUAAGUUUGUAAACGUAUACACUUUUCUCAAACGUACUUAUUUAUCAAAAUCUAAGAAAAAUUAAAUUUGGGUACACAAAUAACAGUUACAAAUAAUGUAAUCAUUUUGAAAAGUAAUUUACGCACCACCUUUUAAAGUAUGUAAGUAUUAAAUUCUACUACGAAAGAAGAGUAAAGUUUACUCUGGAUUUUGCACAAUUUGCUUAUUAUAGAAUUCAUUUACUUUCGUUGGUGUCUAAAAUGUCGAAGGAUGACGGAUUUUCAAACUCGGGGAAAAAUGGGGGACACAUUUUGGAAGAUUUGCUUUCCUCCACGGUUCUCCUCGCCAGGACAAAUUUUGUCCCCAUAAGAAACCAACUUAACAACUUUCCCGUCAAAAUUGAAGAAAAUAUAAGUUCCCCAGAAGUAACGUCGUGCUGUUCGAUCUGCUCCGAAUCCACGAAUCUUCUCCCUCUGGCCGUCCAAGAGAUGGAAAUUCUGGCCAAAUUCGUCCUAAGUCAGGAGCAAAUUUCCCUCAUUUUACAAACGGAAGAUCAUCCUCCCAUUUUUUGCUGUAAAAUUUGCUCCUCCGCGAUCUUAUCGUUGGCAAAAUUGUCCACGCAAAUUGAAAAUAUUACCAUUUCUUUACGUGCCGUCAUCUCCAGCAGGAACGGACUGUUUAAUAAGCUGCGGAAUGAGGCCAAAAUUAUUGAAUCCUCCCAACUUGACGCUCAUCAAGAUGUCAAAUUGUCCCCUAAUGACGACCACCCCCGACUAACUGGAUGGAUUGAAGAAGAAUUUUCCGUAAAAAUCGAGCCAAUCGAGUACGACGAGGAUGACCAUGAAAUCAGUCCUAAUCCAGAAGAAGAUUUACCAUUUUCGGGGUCUAAUUGUGACUUCCGAGGGUCUAAAUUCGCCUGCAAAAUCUGCCAACCUACACUAACUUUCAGCACAAGGUACAACUUUGAACGCCACAUGAAACAGAAACACCCUAAAACACCCAUACCCGCAAUUAGGAAAAGGAAACUGAAGAAACAGUCUCGUCUUGAGGGGGAAAACGCAAAGAAAUCAGAAACCUCAACUGCACCCCCAAGGAGGAAGAGACGACACAUGCCCGCCCUCGAGAAACCACACCCAUGUCCAGAAUGCGAGAAACGGUUCAUCUCCAGACCUGGAUUACGUAAGCACGUCCGUGUCGUGCACGAAGGGUUCCAAUCCACGCGCAAAUGUGCCUUUUGUCCCAAAGUCUUCUCAAGCAUGACGGCGUGGCAAAAACACGUGCAAGAAUUCCACCACGUGGUCAAGCGGAAGGCGAAACGGUUUGCUUGUGACAUGUGUACGAAAAUGUUCAUCAAUUCGUCUGGCUUGAUGCGGCACGUGGAACUGAUCCACUUUACGGACCGGAAGUCCUGUCCGUACGGAUGUCCGACGCAAUUUGGGUCCAAGGCUGAGUGGGUCACGCAUUUGGAGGGGUGUCAGGAUCCAAAAAUGAGUGCAAAGUAUGGAUGCGUUUGCUUGAUUUGCAAAACCACGUUCCGCAACAUAAUUCUCAGGAUGGAACAUUUUCUACGAGAACAUCCCAACGACGCGCAUUCUUGUCGCCUUUGCGGUGCCAAGUUUGCGCGACAAGAUGCCUUCUAUUUUCACCGAUGUGAUGAGUACGAAGGGUUUGACUGGAGUUAAACACAUAUUUGUGUAAAAAAUAAGCUUUGUGAUAUAUUUAAUUAAUUAACUAUUGUAGGUAACGGGACGUUCGUAAACUUCGUAACCCAAAGGGAAGUAGGUGGGGGGUCAGGGCCCAAUGAUAUCGUGCAUAUGUGUCACAUGUUAAAGGGGGUGGGUGGGUGUCUAAAAAAUCAAAACUUUGCGUUAUGAAGUUUACGAACUAAUGCUCAACACUUGUAAAUUUAUUCAUAUUUAAUGUUAAUGUUAAUUAGCUAAUUAUCCAAUGUAGUUAAUGUGAAUUCGUAAGAAAUGUAAAUGAUCAUCAAAAUUAAUAACCCGUCGCAAACGCGCAUACGGAAGUAGAUUCAGA